Molecule: messenger RNA, 2522 nt
Organism: Phoenix dactylifera (date palm)
Lineage: Eukaryota; Viridiplantae; Streptophyta; Magnoliopsida; Arecales; Arecaceae
Product: 9-cis-epoxycarotenoid dioxygenase, chloroplastic-like
Biological process (GO): carotene catabolic process
Cellular component (GO): chloroplast stroma
Molecular function (GO): carotenoid dioxygenase activity
Source: RefSeq, a predicted model, not a curated record
UCUCCCAAUCCCCCUCUUCCCAACUCAAACCACUUCAAAUCCUUUAAAAAAAAAGAAAAAAAAAUCACCGACUUGCAAUCCCUCCACUGCUGAAGAACCUGAAGCAUAUAGACAAGCUUUCAAAGACCACUCCCUGGCUUCCACCUCCCACUCCAAAAGUCCCUCGGCUUCUCCUCCUUGGAGCACAGACCAUGGCCUCUCCCAGUGCUCGCCCAGCCGCAGCCAAUCCAAUCUCUAGGGCCCACCAAUUGAGUCCCCUUCUGGGCCUGGACCGCUCAAUAUCCAUCAAACAACUAAGAAAGCCUCGGCAACACCCCACGUCCAUCCAUUGCUCCGCCUCCUCCCAUUCCCUCCUCAACCUCCCCGCCCACUCCUCCUCCUACCACCCACCUUCUCUUUAUGUCAAAGAGGCGGCGACAAUUACGAAGCCCUCGAGCAAGCCCGAUCAACGGAAGCACCGCCGCGACGACGGCCGGAGCAACCGGCCCCAAUGGAAUUUCCUCCAGCGGCUGGCUUCCGCGGCGCUGGACAGCGUCGAGGACGCCUUCAUAUCGAACGUGCUCGAGCGCCCGCACCCGCUGCCCAAGACCUCCGACCCCGCCGUCCAGAUCGCCGGCAAUUUCGCCCCGGUCGGCGAGCAGCCCCCCCACCAUGACCUCCCCGUCUCCGGCCACAUCCCGCCGUUCAUCAAUGGGGUAUACGUGCGGAACGGCGCCAACCCGCACUUCCAGCCGGUCGCCGGCCACCACUUCUUCGAUGGGGACGGCAUGGUCCACGCCGUCCACCUCCGCAAUGGCGCCGCCAGUUACACGUGCCGCUUCACCGAGACGGAGCGCCUCCGGCAGGAGCGCGCCCUCGGGCGGCCCAUCUUCCCCAAGGCCAUCGGCGAGCUCCACGGCCACUCCGGCAUCGCCCGCCUCCUCCUCUUCUACGCCCGCGCCCUCUUCGGCCUUGUCGACCCCUCCCACGGCACCGGCGUCGCCAACGCCGGGCUCAUCUACUUCCACGAGCGCCUGCUCGCCAUGUCGGAGGAUGACCUCCCCUACCACGUCCGCGUCAACCCCUCCGGCGACCUCGAGACCGUCGGACGCUACGACUUCGACGGCCAGCUCCGCUCCGCCAUGAUCGCCCACCCCAAGCUCGACCCCGUGUCCCGCGAGCUCUUCGCUCUCAGCUACGACGUCAUCCAGAAGCCAUACCUCAAGUACUUCCACUUCUCCCCCGCCGGCGAGAAGUCACCCGACGUCGAGAUCCCCCUCGACCAGCCGACCAUGAUGCAUGACUUCGCCAUCACCGAGAAUUUCGUCGUGAUCCCGGACCAGCAGGUGGUCUUCAAGCUCCCGGAGAUGAUCCGCGGCGGCUCGGUCGUCUACGACCGGAGCAAAGACCUCCCGUUCGGAAUUCUCCCCAAGCACGCCGCCGACGCGUCGGAGAUGAAGUGGGUCGACGUCCCGGACUGCUUCUGCUUCCACCUCUGGAACGCAUGGAGGGAGCCCGGCACCGGCGAGGUUGUCGUCCUCGGCUCCUGCAUGACGCGCGACUCCAUAUUCAACGAGAGCGAUGAGACCCUCAGGAGCGUGCUGUCAGAGAUCCGGCUCGACCCGACCACCGGCCAAAAUCCACCCGACGGCCCAUUCUGGGCCCCUACCGACCAAUUGAACCUUGAGGCCGGAAUGGUGAACCGGAACAAGCUCGGCCGGAAGACCCGCUACGCCUACCUGGCCAUCGCCAAUCCAUGGCCCAAGGUGUCGGGCUUCGCCAAGGUCGACCUCUUCACUGGCGAGGUGGCCAAGUUCAUCUUCGGCGAGGACCGGUACGGCGGGGAGCCAUACUUCGUGCCGGGCACCGCGUCGUCGCCGAGGGAGGACGACGGCUACGUCCUCACCUUCAUGCACAAUGAGAAGACAUCCCAGUCGGAGCUGCUCAUCGUCAACGCCGUCGACAUGCGGCUCGAGGCGUCGGUGAAGCUGCCAUCCAGAGUUCCUUAUGGCUUCCAUGGGACAUUCAUCAACUCAAAGGACCUGGAAUCACAGGCAUAAAAGAGGAGAGGGGCCACGGAGCCGCUCCUCUUUUCCUCUAUAUCCACCUUCAUCCUUUUCUGGGCGGGAGAGACUUUACCAGAGGGAUAUGCUUCGCAUAGAGGUCCCCGGAGUCUCCUCGGUUAGUUUAUUCUGUUUUGUUCCUUUCUACAGUUGGUAAUAGCGAGAGAAGUAGAGACCAGCUUGUAGCUUUGUUGGGGCUGUACUUACUAGUUAGGUUCGCCGAGCUCAGCUGGUCUCUGUUAUUCUUUCCUUCCUUUCCUUUUCCCUUUUUUUUUUUUUUGUCCCCCUUAGUCUACAUAUAGUGAUACAGUUGAUGAAGAUGAUAGCUUUGUUCCCAUAAUAAUUCCGCCCACCAUCUUCUUGUGUCUAUGUAUUGAGGAAAGGGGGUUCUUGUAUUCCCGUGUGUAGGGAAGCACAGGUUCCCCUCCCCUUAGUAUCCUCUGUUGUGAAUAUUAUUCAGAAUAUAAUAUGUUGCACUUA